Messenger RNA from Eimeria acervulina, 4932 nucleotides. RefSeq lists its product as hypothetical. NCBI's taxonomy places the organism in Eukaryota, Apicomplexa, Conoidasida, Eucoccidiorida, Eimeriidae. The transcript is spliced from 8 exons. The record is from RefSeq and is a predicted model, not a curated record. Gene Ontology annotation, molecular function: DNA-binding transcription factor activity. Bases 1 to 4932 code for a protein of 1643 amino acids. Gene Ontology annotation, biological process: regulation of DNA-templated transcription.
AUGGCGGAUUCCACGCCGGAAGAGCAGUUUUCGUUGCUCAGUCAGCAGCUUCUGCUGCUGAACCAGCUUCCUCAGCAAGAUUACAGUCCGAUGACAUUAGAAUCAUCGCCUCCUAAGCCUCAUACUCCUCGCGAGAAGCCGCAGAUCAGCAGCCCUGCGGAUAAAAUUCCGCUGGGGUCGUUGGACAGCGGCGGGCCACUGGUUGACCAGGCGUCCAUGGACUCUCAGGCAUAUCCACCGGUAAAGCAGGAGUUGCAAGAUGCGACAAAUGUCAAGUCUCAGCGGCUUCAGCAGAUGCAGAUGGCACUGAUAGAACACCAGAAUCAGUUGCUGCGUCAAAGAGAGCACUUACAGCAGCAGCAGCGACUGCUCCUCCAAAGGUCACAAGAACGCACUGUUGCGCCACACAGCCUCGCUCAAUUGUUCGCCGAUCUACACGAGGCCCGUCAGCAGCAAUAUUUGCAGACACAACAACGUGCGGACUCCACGACCUCGGCUCAUACGUCUGAUGGGCGGGUACUGAGGGCAGGGUGGCGUCAUCACUGCAGUAGAGUGCCGAGCAGCGGGGGUGGGAUGCAGCUGCCGAUGCCCCACGGCGUGGCUGAUGACGUCGCGGGCUCAACAGCGAAGCUUGAUGGAAAGCCAUCGGGAGAACAGGUCCCAGAAGGAGACCCUGGUCUGGAACCUCGUCCCUUAGAGGAGGCCCGUAACCAGCAACACAAGGGGGGACAGCUGGGGCAGUACUCAGAAAACCGAAGACAAAUACUCCGAGAUGCUGGGCUUCUUGAUGCCCGUGCGGUGUUGAGUUGCACUAUCAGCGCCCUCCGGUUCAGCAGGAAGAGUGCCCCAGCUGCAGAACCAGAAGACCGGGUGGGCAACAGCACCAGCGAGAGAUGCAGUGGCAACACGACGCAGAGUGCUAGCGACGACGGGACCGGAAGUGGAUGCCCGACACUUUCGCUAGCGGGCGGACCGCCUGCAUCAACCACCACCAACGGGGCAAGGAAUCUUCCAUAUGGGUCGCCGGGGAGUAAAGUCAUACAGGUUCACGGCCAACCUCUCCCUCUCACUGUUCUUUGCGCUGGAAUUUCCCCUGGAAAGUUAUGGCUCCACUGUCUGAGGGUGACCCUCCACGCCAGGCGGUGUGCCAUUCGAACCCGCCGCUACUGGAAGGCCUUGGUGCAUCUUUUCCCUCGCCGAAGUGCAUACUCAACCAUGGCAAUUUUGUCUGAGGAUGAUUUGAAAAAGUACAGCAGUAUCGGCCCUCGAAGCUCCUCAUCACGGGACGCGACAGUUGAUGUGGGGUCUUGGGCUGCGCCGAAGGAACCCUUUUGCGACCCGGGCCUUUACUGCCUCAUCGAUGAAGGUGGCCCAAUUCUUGCAGCUUGGGCGGUUGCCCAAGACAUUCAUGGGCGUUUGCGGCGUUGCUCAGCAAUGGUGGAUUCAGCUGAAGCUGACACGGCUGACGAGGCAUGUAUCAAGAGGAAACGCUCGAAGUCUACCGAGAACGCCUCGAAAUCUUGCACAGCUGAGAGUCUCGGGGGAGCGUUUUCGAGGGGAAAGGAAUGCGUUGGAGCCGAAGGACUUCAGGCCCUAGAGAAGUGGUAUGUGAAUGUGGCAAAGGAGCCUCUGACUGAGCAACAGAUUCGAAGCCUCACGUUGGCGGAAUAUGCAUCGGUAUUUGGCAAAUAUGCCGAGUGCCUGCCAUGCCGCAUACGCCUGGCUUGGCGGCAGCACCUCAUGGCCUUUGAGCUCGCUAUAGACAAGACGGCGGCGGCACGUUCUCGUUCAGAGUCUUCUGGAGAGGAGUCGGUGGAAGCUGGCGGCCAUGGGAGAGGACGGAGCCGUCCCGUUCCAACUUUGCGGAGUCAAAAAGGCCACUGGGAGUGGUGUCGUAAGUGCCCAUUGGGGUGCCGCAUGCAGCUGCACUUGAUUCUGCAUGAGCUUUACCAGCCGUUGUCGCUAACAAAGCCGGGUAUGCGCAGUGCGCUGGCGCAGUUGCUGAUGAGGAUGAGGCGGUACGUGGCACUGUCUCCGUUAGGGGUUGAGUUCCUGAUGCAACGCUUAAAAGAGAUGAGGCUGAGUCCUGCCUCGGGAGCUGGCCCUCAUGGUGCUUUCAGCGGCACACCAGAAGGGGAUGAGGAUGAGUUGAACGAAUCCCGUUGCAGUUGGGCAACACGGGACUGGGCCCAGGCUUGCUGGCACCGCAGGCAACAGAAUUGCCAAGCGGACAUUUCCAGCACUCUGAUUGGCAGCAACGAUCUCGACAGCAGUGUGGCUAGGCUUUCCAUGCUCUCAGCAACGCUGUGGGAGGCACCUGCAUCGUCUGCAAGGGGGGUGACGGAAACCGGUUUUUCAGCUGACGACGGCGAACCGGAAUGGAGAAAACCGAUGCCAAGAACGGAAGCCUCAUCCAGAGAAAUGCAGGCACUUGCUGACGGAAUGGCGCGACAGGAUUGCCCCAACAUGUUGGGGGGGUCUGGUAUUCAUGCGUUACGAGUAUCUGGACUGUCCGAUGUUAUGGCGAACCCUGAUGAUGAGGAGGAGGGUGCUAGAAGCCCUCAGUACAGCUACCCUGUUUCGAUUGCGUCUUCGCAAGCGCCUUCUGCUUGUAGCACGCCGCCUCGGCAGUCAAGUCGCCCAAGGUUAGGUCGUUGCUUUGCCCUGCCGCGAAGUGCCCAUUCCCAGCAGGCGCAGCGGAGUGACGGGGUGUUCGGAUAUGCCAUUUCUGGACCACCUGAAGAAUGCGGACUUUCUGCACAGUCAGACGGCACUGGGCGAGCUGGAAGAGGCGGAACCGCAGAGAGAGAUGAGGUGGGGCGACCUGGGCAUGGAAUAGAUGGGUUUGGGGGAGAUGCCCUUGACACUUCUCCUCGUAGGCUUCGUCGCAUGCACCGGGCGCGUUUGACGUCCGCGGACCAGCAGGCGGCAUCACGACGGCGACGAGUGACGCCUCUGGUACCCUGGUGGUGGGAAGAUUAUGUCAAGACGGGAGCUGGACAGGACGCAGCCAGGCCAGGCCCAACGGGUAGUAAGGGCGAUGGUGCUGCUUCCGAUAGCUCGUCGUCUGUGAAUUCCACCAUCUCACUUGCAGCAUCACCUCACGUUUUCCGCAUACCCUGCAGAAGUGUUGUGGGCGCGUCUUACUCUAGCGCUGAAUUCUUCCCUUGGCAGACCAGUGACACCGGAACAGGGGCCAUGCUGGCGCGCUUUUCUGAGGCAGUUGACAGCCAGAGCCGCUCCGGGCUGCUUAGAGGAACCGACCAAGCGAGCAGCUCCGUUAGAGGCGAUAGUGUAGACCUGUCGGUCGAACUAAUUCAUGCGGCUGCCGAGCUGGUCGACAGCAUAGAAAGCUGGCCCGUUGAAUUUGCAGCGCAACGAGCAGGAGUCGCUACGAAGGCGCAUCAAGGCCACGGCCUUGCGUUGGGCGAGCGGAUGGAUGGAGCACCUUCGGAAUACGCUCUACCGGCUUCCGAAACAUCUGCGUUAUCUGCACCGAGUCCGGCCGGAAGGAAAGCGAAGCCUCCGAAAGGCAGCGAAGGAGGCACUCCAACUGCCGUGCAGUCCAGUAACACCGGAAGCAUGCUGACAUUCGUUUCGUCCGUUUUAUCCGCUCCUACGGACAGUGAGGUAGAUAGUCUUAAUGGCUUCGAGUUGCUGCAGGGCGCUCUGAGGACUCUAUUUGGCUCGGCAGGUCCGUUGGAAGGACCACAGUUAAAGGCCAUGGGCAUGGGGACCAGCGAGACGGCUUUGGAGAGGACUGCAGCUGCUCAGAAAGGCGGGGCCUUGCGGGCGACUGAUGAUGCUUCAGUAACUCAGAUGCCAGCAAGAGAGGCAGGUGCAGCAGAGGACGGUCGAACACGUAUGGCGGAGGCGCGAGUCGAGUCUGUUCAGCAUGGCGGCAGUGCACCUGCACUCGAUAUGAGUGCUACCACUCCGCUUUUGCGCUCCCUUGCUGCGUCAUCGGCACCUCCUGUGGAAAAUACACAGGGCCAGUUGCUGGUGGACGACUUCUAUGCUCGUCCAUUGCUAAAAGGAACAUUCUGCUACCGGGAUUCGUACGACCCUUUCGAGGACUACACUGACGUCCAGAUAAGAUUGAAGCCUAUGAGGGCUUUUGGGCUAAGGCAAGACCGCCCCAGCCGUCACAGGAGACGUUCGUGGAGGCUCUCCUCGCAGAGUGCAGGCAGCUCGCCUCGCGGAAGUUCUCCUGUACCUUCUCGCCCGCAGGGCACGAGUGGAAUUGGUUUGAGAAAGCCCAUUCAAGAAGGCGCGAGGGGGAGGGGUUUUGGAGCAAUGGCAGAACGCACGGGAACCGUGCGGAUCGGAGGCAGGCGUGUGGUGGUUAGGACUGUUGAUGACGGGGCUAGUUGGGCUUCUCGCGAACCAAGCGCUGGGGGCCUAUCAGAUUUCUCCCUCUCUCGAUGCAGUAUGUCCGUGGACUCGAGCAUGUCAAGUCGCGGCGUGAGUGUGUGCAGCAGAGCCACGAGCAAUGCAGGUUCUGUUUCAGAUGCGUCUAUCCAAGGCGGUGGUACACCACAAAGCCCAACACCGCACGAAGGUGCACCUCGCCACAAGCGGGGAAGGAGCCGGCCUCCUCCGGGUGGGCGUGGGAGCGGCGGGGGUGGCAAUUCCUCCACUCCCACGGGGGUUUAUCUGGAUGUUGCGCGCAAGCUUUGGCGCUGCCAGUGGAGGGAAAAUGGCCGCUUCAAGACGAAAAGUUUCCCGUUGAACCAGUACAAGACUUUGAAAGAGGCACGACGUGCAUGCGUUGUAUUUCGGUGCCUAAUGGGUGGUUGGGAGGUACAGCCUGCUUGGCUGGGUGAUGAUGAAGGGGGUGACAUUGAUAUGGAGCAACCCGAAGGUUUUUCAGAACCUUCUGGAAAUAGUGCAGGGACGGAAGAAGCAAAAUCGACAGCCCCUGCUCCUUGA